This is a messenger RNA of Oryza sativa Japonica Group (Japanese rice), 1322 nucleotides long. Its product is annotated as retrovirus-related Pol polyprotein from transposon RE2. Lineage: Eukaryota; Viridiplantae; Streptophyta; Magnoliopsida; Poales; Poaceae. The record is from RefSeq and is a predicted model, not a curated record.
UCGCAACAACCAAGAGAGGAAACAUGACCAUCACGGAGUACUUCACGAAGAUGAAGACCCUAAAGGAUGAGAUGCAGGCCGGUGGUAAACCACUGGAUGACGAAGAUUUUCUGCAGUACAUCAUCACCGGCGUCGGCCCUGAGUUUAGCGAGGUCGUGUCGGUGGUGUGUGCACGAGUGGAAUCAAUCUCAAUUGGAGAGUUGUACUCACAACUCCUCAAUUUUGAGACUCGCAAGGUGCUGUACAAUGGAGCACAAGACACUGGAGGGUUUGCCAAUGUCGCUAAUCGUGGCGGCUUUGGUGGACAUGGCGGAUCUAACGUUUGUCGUGGCGGCGGCGCUCAACGUGGGCGCGGGCGUGGCGGCAACCAAGGAGGUCGCGGCGGCGGUCCAGGAGGUCGUGGCCGUGGGCGAGGAUAUGCCGGCCCUGAUCUCCGUCCGACUUGCCAAGUGUGCUUCAUGAAAGGACACACGGCUCCAGAGUGCUGGCACAGGUUCGAUGACAAUUAUGUUAAUGAUCAAAAACAUGUUGCAGCAGCCACUUAUGCAGGGUAUGGUGUCGACACAAACUGGUACAUCGAUACCGGCGCCAUUGACCAUAUCAAUGGCGAGCUUGAUAAGCUCACAAUGAAGGAGAAAUAUGAAGGGAGCGAUCAGAUCCACACUGCAAGUGGAGCAAGUAUGGAUAUAAGGCACAUUGGUUCUACUAUUGUUCAUGCCCCUAAUAAUCAAAAAAUACAUCUUAAAAAUGUCCUAUAUGUACCACAAGCAAAGAAAAAUCUAGUUUCUGUUCAUCGUCUUGUUGAUGAUAACUCUGCUUUCCUUGAACUCCAUCGUGAUUAUUUUUCUCUUAAGGAUCGGGUCACCAGGAAAACACUCCUUAAAGGAAGAUCAUGGCGCAGGCUCUAUCCCCUUCCAAAAUCAUCCUUGAAGCAAGCCUGCAGUGUUGAAAAGCUCUCCUUGGCCCGGUGGCACAGUCAUUUUGCUCAUCCCUCAUCUUCCAUCGUCAAGCAAGUAGACAAUAAAUUUCAUCUUCCUUGUUCGAGUUUAGCAAGUGAGUCGGUUUGUAAUGCUUGUCAUCAAGCAAAGAGUCAUCAGUUACCCUUUCCUAUUUCCACUAGUGUUUCUAGGCAUCCUUUGGAACUCAUAUUUCCUGAUGUUUGGGGUCCUGCUCCUGAGUCUGUAGGAAGAAAAAAAAUACUAUGUGAGUUUUAUUGAUGAUUUUAGUAAGUUCACUUGGAUUUAUCUCAUUCAAUAUAAAUCGCAAGUGUUUGAAAAAUUUCAAGAGUUCCAAGUUAUGGUGGAAAGAAUGUUUGAUAGAAA